AUGGCAGCAGAAGGGGCAGAGAAUGAAUCAGACAUAGAUGAACUGACCAGCAGAAGAGAUGACAUCUCACUGCAAGGUAUGAUGACUACCACCACAGCCACAAAAGAAGCAGGAGAAGAAGGAGGUGUGGCAAUGAAAGCAGUGCUCCCGCGGCUCAUUGAUACUACUGUCUUCAUCUUCAACCUGGCUUUCUUGGCGGCCAUGGAGGCCGCCGCCGCACCAUGA
Blastomyces dermatitidis ER-3 is the source of this 225-nucleotide messenger RNA. RefSeq lists its product as uncharacterized. The transcript has a single exon. The record is from RefSeq and is a predicted model, not a curated record. Bases 1 to 225 code for a protein of 74 amino acids. Lineage: Eukaryota; Fungi; Ascomycota; Eurotiomycetes; Onygenales; Ajellomycetaceae.